AUGAUCAUGCUCCAGAUGGAGACCACACCAAAACCAUGCCCUUCGAGCACUGGCAUUGCAACAUACCCACUAUCUGAUUUGGACCUGCUCAUGAGGAAUUUCAUGACGCCCGCUUGUCUGAUUUAUCCCUUGGAAGGCCAAGACGCGGCCACUCGAAGUGCGGUAGUGGAGACGCUUCAACUUGGACUUCAGAAGACCUCCAUGCAGCUCCCUGUAUUGACUGGACGAGUCGUGCAUCCAGUAGGCCAACGUCCCUUUGUUCAGGUUGACAAGGCAAACGACGGCAUUCCUCUACUGGUCCGUGGGGCUGCAAACAUCUCACGGGAGCUUCCAUCCUACGAUGAAUUAAAUGCAGUGCAUUUCGCCUCUUACUGCUUGCCCUAUGAUCUUGUUAUUCCGACGGAAUUGUUCAGCUCGGCUGACUUCUCAACUGAGUCAGCCGAACAUGACCACAAUCUGCCAGUGUGUGGUUUCAAAGUCACCUUCAUUGAGGGAGGCGUAGUGAUAGGUGCCGCCAUCAAUCAUUUCGUCACGGGCGCCUUGGGAUUGGACCUGGUGUUUGGCUCCUGGGCGGCUAGUUGUCGUGGAUUUCUCACAGAAAUUGUAUUCGAUCCAGCACUGGUGACCAGUGGGCCUUCUGAGCCCAUACCAGACAUUCAGGCCUUGGAGGAGAACCUUAUUCGAAGAGGAGCCGCUAUCAAAACAACGUUUCAGGAUUCAACGAACUCACUGCCACAGUCCUCAAAGCACACAACUGCUUUGAUUGGGAUCUGCCACCCGGAACUCUUGUCGCUUCAAGUUGCGGCCAAGGGCAAAUACCCGCAUCUGGAUAUAUCUACCGGAGAUUGCUUUCGCGCAAUCAUGUGGCAAGAAAUAACGCGUGCAAAACGCAGACUUCCACGGUAUCUAGAUGCAAAUGAAUCGAAAUUCAUGCAGGCAAUUACCUAUUGCUGCAGCGAACGUCGCAGGACCAAGAUACCUUCAAAUUAUCUGGGAAACGUAGCAAUCUUUGCAAGAGUGAAACCUUGGGCUGCUGCGGAUGAGAUGUUGCUUAGGGAUGUGCUGCGCUGGACCGCCACUCUCGAUGACAUAACCGAAAGGUCCUGGGGCAGGAUGCCAUUCGGCAAACUGGACUUUGGUGGGACGAGCUGGGCACGAGUGAGAGCUUACAAGACUGCUGACUUUGGAUUUGGUCCUCCGGCAGCUUUUCGCAUACCCGAAGUGAACAUAGAGUGGUGCGUUGCCUUACCAAGGAGGAAAUAUGACAAUGGCACAGAGGUUGCAGAGGCGUGCGUGGGGCUACCAGAUGAUGUACACGAAGAACUGUUCCGCGAUGAAAGGUUCCGCAAGCACGCGACGGUUUAUCAGCUUCCCCGGCAGAAGUAG
Molecule: messenger RNA, 1386 nt
Organism: Exserohilum turcica Et28A
Lineage: Eukaryota; Fungi; Ascomycota; Dothideomycetes; Pleosporales; Pleosporaceae
Exons: 2
Coding region: 1-1386 (461 amino acids)
Biological process (GO): secondary metabolite biosynthetic process
Molecular function (GO): acyltransferase activity, transferring groups other than amino-acyl groups
Source: RefSeq, a predicted model, not a curated record